Apus apus (common swift) is the source of this 2460-nucleotide messenger RNA. It is a transcript of the gene ANP32A, whose product is annotated as acidic nuclear phosphoprotein 32 family member A. Gene Ontology annotation, biological process: nucleocytoplasmic transport; regulation of apoptotic process. Bases 169 to 1014 code for a protein of 281 amino acids. The transcript is spliced from 8 exons. The record is from RefSeq and is a predicted model, not a curated record. Gene Ontology annotation, molecular function: histone binding. NCBI's taxonomy places the organism in Eukaryota, Metazoa, Chordata, Aves, Apodiformes, Apodidae. Gene Ontology annotation, cellular component: nucleus; perinuclear region of cytoplasm.
CCCCCGCAGUUAUCAGGUUAGUGUUCGCCGCGGUGCUGGGGCUGGGGAUUCCGAGCGGCGCUGGUUGAGCCCUCAAAGUCCCUUCCCCGCGCUGGCUUUUUGGGGGGGGGUCUCCAUCGGUGUCACCGCACGAGCGCAGCCGGGGACAGCGACCGACUCCCGCCAGCCAUGGACAUGAAGAAAAGGAUCCACUUAGAGCUGCGGAACAGGACGCCCUCAGAUGUUAAAGAACUCGUCCUUGACAACUGUAGGUCAUGCGAAGGCAAAAUCGAAGGCCUUACAGAUGAGUUUGAGGAGCUGGAAUUCUUGAGUACAAUCAACGUAGGCUUAGCCUCAGUUGCAAACUUACCAAAGUUAAACAAACUUAAGAAGCUUGAGCUAAGCGACAACAGAAUCUCAGGAGGACUGGAAGUGUUGGCAGAGAAGUGUCCGAACCUCACGUAUCUAAAUCUAAGCGGCAACAAACUAAAAGAUCUCAGUACAAUAGAACCUCUGAAAAAGUUAGAAAACCUGAAGAGUCUAGAUCUUUUCAAUUGCGAGGUAACCAACUUGAACAACUACAGAGAAAAUGUAUUCAAGCUUCUCCCACAACUCACAUACCUCGAUGGCUAUGAUCGGGACGACAAGGAAGCCCCAGACUCUGACGCAGAGGGCUACGUGGAGGGCUUGGAUGAUGAAGAGGAGGAUGAAGAUGUCUUAUCCCUAGUGAAAGAUCGGGAUGACAAAGAAGCCCCGGACUCUGACGCAGAGGGCUACGUGGAGGGACUAGACGACGAGGAGGAAGAUGAAGAUGAAGAGGAGUAUGAUGAUGAUGCUCAGGUAGUAGAAGAUGAAGAAGACGAGGAGGAAGAGGAGGAAGGAGAAGAGGAGGAUGUGAGUGGAGAGGAGGAGGAGGAUGAAGAAGGCUACAACGAUGGCGAGGUCGAUGACGACGAAGAUGAAGAAGAGCCCGAUGAAGAACGGGGACAGAAGAGAAAACGAGAACCUGAAGACGAAGGGGAUGAAGAUGACUAAACUGAAUAACCUAUUUUGAAAAUUUCCUAUUGUGAUUUGACUGUUUUUACCCUGUAUUUCCCCUCCCCACACCCCAACCUUUUUUUUUUUUUUUCCUCCCCCCCCCCCCCCCUUUUCUUUUUCCUCCUGAUUGUAAUGUUGCUGUGGGAACGAGAGGGAGAAGCAGACUGGGUGGGCAAGGGAAUAAAAUACUAUUUUUACUGCCACUCCUCCUCCUAUUCAUUUUAAAUUGUUUUCUUUUCGCCCCUCUCUCAGUCCCUGUAAUUGCAAUAGUAAGUAUAAACCAAGUGGUAAUUUGUUUCUUAUUAUUGGAGUGGAUAGUUUGCCAUCUUUCAGAACAAGACAUAAAAAAGUUCCAAAGAUGAGUGGAUGGUACCCCAAGCAGACAGACUCUCUUUGGAGGCAGCUGAAUAGCCUUGGUUGUUGGGAUUUUUCCACUGCUGCCAGUCACUAAAUACAUUGUCAGCAUUUUUGGGGGGGAUGCUGUGAGUUGAGAGCAUCUAUCCCUCCACAGCAACAGGGGUGAGAAUGGCAUCUGGAGCAAGUGAUUUCUUUGUUGCCUGUCCAUGAAUGACUGCCAUUUUCAGCCAAUGCUUUCCCUGCUCCUCUAGGUACCUUUUCUUUUGCUGUUUGUAAAUAGUGACCAAAUGUUUUCGUUGGGGUUUGUUUUGGGGUGUUGGUUUUGUUGGGGUUUUUUUUUGGGGGGGUGUUCCUUUGAAUCUGGUUUGUGGGGUGAAUUUGCAAUCCCCCCUCUUCUCCCUCCCUGCCCUGUGUGUUGUGUGUUUUUCCUUUCUGUUUGUUUCUGGGUUUUAUUUUGGGUUGUUGGUUUUUUUUUUGGCUAGGGUAUAGCCAAUACACUGAAAAUGGCAGGCAUUGAAAUAUAUAUAUAUAAAUAUAUAUAAAAAGUGUUCCUAAUUCCUGAGUUACUAGUGAAAUAAAUUUGACAAUUGUAAUAAAAAACAAAAUGUUUCAACCCUUUUAAAUAAGGUGUGUACUAUUUUGGUCUGUAAUAUAUAACACCUAGUCAAUUUUAAGUGAUGAGAAACUACUUCCACUUGUGCUAUAUACUUUGAAAAUUUUUACAAACCUAAAUACAGGAGGCAGUUCAGCAUGUAGGGUAGGAGGUUUCUUUUCAUACACUCAAGCACGAGAUACUAAUACAAAAUUGUAUUUUCUUACCUAGUGGAAGUCAGUAAAAUGACUGAAAAAUACCUAGUGAAUGUACAGUUUUACUUUCAUAUCCCUCUUUAAAAUAGCUUUAGAAGUGACUUGUAUUUCCUAGUCAAUAUUUCAUCUGUAUAAAUACAUUUGCAACAGUUUUUUUGGGGUUUUUUUUGUUGUUGUUUUGGUUUUUGUUUGUGUUUUUUUUUUUUCCCAGAAGAGCCAAACUUUGAGUUUUAUGUCUGUUUGUCAUUGAUGAAUUUCAAUAAAUCUUUUUAUACAAUU